Helianthus annuus (common sunflower) is the source of this 1332-nucleotide messenger RNA. RefSeq names its product glycosyltransferase BC10-like. Lineage: Eukaryota; Viridiplantae; Streptophyta; Magnoliopsida; Asterales; Asteraceae. The record is from RefSeq and is a predicted model, not a curated record. Gene Ontology annotation, cellular component: membrane. Gene Ontology annotation, molecular function: glycosyltransferase activity. The transcript has 5 exons. The coding region runs from base 729 to 1022 and encodes 97 amino acids.
GGGUGACAUAUAGUGACGAUGGUGACGGUAGUUCGCCGGUGGUCAGCAGCCACAUCUUUGAGUGACGACUAGGGUUCCGAAGAACGAACCGGGUGAUGUGAUGGGGUAACGACUUCAGUCAAGGUAAGGUAACGGAGGAUCGAAGGUGGUAUACGAAGUGUCAUCCGCAUUUUCUGCCUGCUCUUCUCCUCUACUCCUCCGGCAAGGGACUCCUUAUCACUUUUCGAGGUGCGGUUGCUCUAUUCCCUGCUAUUUCUCUCAACUGGUAUGUUUUUUUUCUUUUGUCUUUAUCUGAUUUAGAGCUUCAUACGUCUUUAAUAAUUGGAUGGUUAUAAAAAAGUUUCAUGCAAAUAUAUGUAUUGAAUAUGGUUAUAUGCAAUUCCUUUAACUGUUUUAUGUAUUUUGGAAUGUUACUUUGAUGAGCAAUUACGGACCAUCUGAAAGAUAAAGAAAGGGUUCCGGCCACGAUUCUGACCGGAUGUCGCUUAUAUGGAGAUAGUCGUGCACGAUUAGUUGGUUUGUUUAUUUAAAUACUCAUAUACAUCUCGCCUCUGAUUGGGUUCAGAUCUUUUUUAUUCGUGUCAUAGGUCUGAUUGCAAGGGUUUUUUCUUUUCGCAUUCUGAUUUGGUUCAGGUACGUUUUUAUUUCCAGUUUGUUUAGUCGCAUUAUUUUGAGUUUUGAUAUAGAAAGAGUUCGUGGAAAUAAUAACAUAUUCGGUGGUGUUACAAAUGGAUAUUUUGCUUUCACUAAGGAACACCAGUAACCGUGUGGAUACAGGUGCAUUGCCUCCAUUUCAGUUCAGCUAUUUGAGAAAUAGGAAAUCAUUAUCUGAGUUUUGGCGGGAUUGUCCUAUUCUGGCUGAUAAUUCAAAGGAGCAUAAUUGCAUGCCUUAUGAACAUUAUACCGCAACAUUACUUGCACAAAAAGGCCUUGAAGGAGAACCCACAAAUAGGAGUUUAACUCACACUUCAUGGGUAUCUCAUCAAGCAAAGGUCGUGAAAGGCAAGGAUGGCAUCCUAUGACGGCCAAAUCUACAAAUUUGUUGUUGCUACUCCCAUUAUUCAUUCAAUGGUCUCAUUCACACUUGAUCACAAUAAGGUGGUUCAUGACGAGUGCCCACCUACCGAAUAAAAGAAGCAAGUUAGUACACAGAGUCUUCCCUCGCCCAAUUAACCUGCUUUGCUUCGCUCGCUUCCAUUUUGUUUCUAUACUUUAUUGGUCUUAUAAUACCUUUUGUUUAUAUUCAUGGUAGUUGUUGAUAUUUUUACUUAGCGUUAAAGUUUAUGUAUAAGAAAUCUAUGAUGUUAAUAAUGGCAGACUGGUUGUAAUCUA